UCCUAGGUCUCCAACAUCCAUCACGUCUAGUCAUCAUUGCCUGAUGUCUUCAGUACCAUCUACCGUGCAUCACUGUGGAUGGAUUUGGAUGCAUGCUGGAUUGAUUGAGGACAAAUCCAGGGUGAAGAUUGAAAAUGUGGGCAGCUGCAACUGUGUUGACUGUAAUCACCAUCGUUCUACCAGGCUCAUGCGCUACCAAGUGGGUGGUUAGUUUCUCCAGGAAAGACAUAUGCGUCUGGGCUGGAACUACGGUAACACUGCCCUGUCGCUAUGACUACCCGGCACCCUACAACGCCAAACAGGUGAUGUGGUUCCACCUCACGGUGGAGGGUAAACGUGACUUGGCCUACCAUACAGAUGCUAACCUGGUGAGCCCCUCCUACAGAGACAGGAUCAGAUACAUGGGGGGCCACAAGAGAUGCAGUCUGCAGAUCACCAAUGUCAAACUAAGUGAUGAUGGCCAGUACCACUUCAGGUUUGAGACGGACCACCAGCAAGGCAGGUGGACCUCACCGGAUGCCAUUACCCUUUCAGUAACAGAGCUUCGUGUACAAGUGCAUCCAGCGAGAAUUGGCAACAUGUUUGCAUCAGGAGAGACAGUAUUUUUUAGCUGUGUAGCUCGAGGCUGUGCAGCCGCUGGCAAGAACUUCGCCCUCUAUCGGAAUGGGGUCAACUUAGGAUACGCAGACAAGGUGUCAACCAUCUACAACUUCAACAACCAGCAUGCUGGUACCUACUACUGCAGGCCAAUACCACCUCAGAAUGUCCAGUCUCCUGGCAUCUCUCUGGCUGUGGGAUAUGCUCCUCGUCACACCACAGUGCAGGUCAGUCCCCGGGGAGCCAUAGCGGAGGGCGACUCUGCGAUCCUAACCUGCAGUAGUGAGGGAGCCCCAGCCGUGGAGAGCUUUGCCUGGUUUAAGGAGGGUGAGAGUGGCAGUGUGCCUGACAGCUUCAAGCCAGAGCUCAGGCUCUGGAGCCUGGACUACAGAGACUAUGGAGAGUACUUCUGUGUGGCCCGCAAUUCCCUUGGCACUGACCGCUCCCGACCAGUCCUGGUCAACGUGACCUACCCUCCCAAGAACACAAAGGUCCUCAUCAGCCCCAAAGGCGACAUCAUGGAGGGAUACUCAGUCAACCUUACAUGCGUCAGCAACGCCAACCCCCCAGUGGAGAAAUAUGCCUGGUACAAGGUUGGUGGGGGUCAGCCCUGGUCCAGAGGUUCAUCCCAGAACCUCACAUUCUCCAGUGUGCGCUCACACCAUGGCGGACAGUUCUACUGCACAGCGUGGAACUUCUUUGGCAUGGGGACGUCCUCCUCAAUCACUCUGUCUGUGCUGUAUGCCCCAAAGAACACCUCGGUUUUGGCUCGGCCCUCCAGUGUGAUCGAGGCAGGCGCUUCACUGACCCUGACCUGCAGCAGCCAGGCUAACCCAGCCGUGGAGAACUACACCUGGCACCGGAUCAAUGCGGCUGACGCCUGGGAAACCCGAUCGGGCCCCAGCUACACCAUCGCUGAGGUCAGCGCUGGGGCCAGCGGCCAGUACUACUGCCAGGCCCGCAACCGCAUCGGCGCCCAAAGCUCUCCUGUCCUCACUGUUCGGGUUAGAGGUCGGCUGAAGGUGAUCGCGCUGGCGUCUGCGGUGGGCGUGUCCCUAGGGCUCAUCACAUUGACCGUGGCUGUUAUGAUCAGUAAGAACAUGCACCGAGUGGACACCGAAGCACUAGAGGAGGACAAGCAGCUGGGAUCCCCCAUGGACGUGGACGCUCUGGUCUAUGAAUCCCCCCAACAAACACUUCAGCUCCGCAAGACAAAGAUGGCAGACAUUCCAGAGGAACCAGAAGACGUGUACGAGAGCGCUCACCCUGCUAUCGUUCCCCUUAAGGAAGCCACAGAGAACACGGAGGGAGAUGGGAAGGCUGGGAAAGCGAAGUAUGUCACUGUGCAUUAUUCCCGAAUGCCCAGCUUGGGCCAGGCGCAAAUCACUAAAGUACCACUGGAUGGCACAAAAGAUCCUAAAGAGGGGCCCAGUGUUCUUUACUCUGUAUUGGCCAAACAGCCACAGCAGUGAUUGUGGAAUUCAGGUUUUUUUCACAGUACCUGAUACGCCAAAUGUCAGUGUUCUUCAACCUCACUUCUCAUCCAUGUAAUGAUCAAACUCUCCUUACGAUUGGAAUCAGAUAUACUUCCAUACAAAACAUCGUGACAGUGUGCUAACGUGGCUAACAAGGAAUGCUGCGGCUAGUUAGCGUGAGGCUAUGUCAGAUGCUAGCACUGUUUUGUUCAACUAGCCUUUUGAGCAUUAUGUAAGAGCAGCACGUGGUGCAGUUUUGUGAACUAUUUCUUAAUCCACACUACUCAUGAUGCCUAGAAUAAUCACAUUUACUGGACAUCAGAAGGGUUCUCAGUCUAAAAUGGAACAAUUUAGCAUCCCAUAUUGGUCACUGCCCAAGAAGUUUCAACUUUGAGGAAAACAGUUUAGCGUCAGACUAAGUGAUGGUCUAGCAGAUGGUCUGGCAUAAUGGACCUUUCCAAAAUGGUCAUGAGUCAUGAGUCCAACAUAACACCUUAUAAUUUCUCUGAAUAUUAAUGCAAAGUCACAAACAGUAAGUAGAAUACUGACAUGAUGCUGUUUUUGUUAUGCAACCAAAAGAUCACCAAUCUUGUAAUGCCUGAUGUAUUAAUAAGUAACAAACUGUGUCAGUCCUUUAUGAAUAAUUGAAUAAUUUGUUUGAUUAAUCUUCCCUCUUUCAAUAAAACCAUGUU
Messenger RNA from Pygocentrus nattereri (red-bellied piranha), 2764 nucleotides. Its product is annotated as B-cell receptor CD22. The record is from RefSeq and is a predicted model, not a curated record. NCBI's taxonomy places the organism in Eukaryota, Metazoa, Chordata, Actinopteri, Characiformes, Serrasalmidae. The transcript is spliced from 12 exons. Bases 135 to 2069 code for a protein of 644 amino acids.